AUGCGCUCCUUCCACCACGCAGCCCGCUCAGCUAGCAGCCAAGCCGCUGCUGCCCGCUGCCGCCCGCUCCUCCUCACCCGCGGCGCUCCCCGCCGCCAUGCACGCCUGCAGUCAACCUCAGCCUCACCCUCCGGCGGCGGCGGCAGCAGCGGUAGCAGCGGAGCCCUCACCGGAGCCGCGGCCGGCGCCGCCUCCGCGCUCGUCGUCGGCUACACGUGGUACCACCUCUCGGGCGCCAAAGCGGCCGUGCAGACCGCGAACCAGACGCAGAGCUACAUGCAAGCCGGCGUCGACAAGGUCAAGUCCACCACGCCGGAGCCGGCCGAGGCGCUGCGGUACCUGCGCGCGACGGCGACGAGCUACGCGUCGCUCGUGCCGGGCGCGAAGGGCUACGUCGACGGCGCGUUCGAACAGCUGGACCGCGUGCGCGAGGAGCACGGGGAGGAGGUGGACCGGAUCGUGCGCGAGGCGUGGGGCGAGCUGCAGGGCAUCGCGAACGAGAAGGGCGCGGCGAGCUUGGAGAGCGCGGGGAGGGCGUGGGGCGUGCUGCAGAGGUGUUUGGCCCGUGUGGGCAGGCUGGCGGGCGAGGCGGCGAGGGAGGUGGUGGAGCGGGUGGAUCCGCAGCUCAAGGAGAAGGUGGGCGGCAGCUUCGAGCAGCUGGAUCAGCUCGUCGACAAGUACGGGCCGCGGGCGAGAAAGCAGGUCGACGAGGCGUGGGACCAGAUCCGGGAGCUGGUCAAAGGCGGCGGCGUCAAGGGCGAUACCCCGGAUAAGAUCAAGCAGCUGGUGCGGGAGACGAAGCAGCGGCUGAGCAAGGCCGGCGACGAGGCGUGGAAGAAGGGUCUGGAGGAGGCGAAGCCGUAUCUCGACAAGAACCCCAAGGCGAAGGAACUGUUGGAGGAGAAUGCGGAGGCAUUGAAGCAGGGCGAUCUGAGCGAGCUGUGGGAGACGGUGCGGGACAACGGCGACGUCGCCAAGGUCGAGGAGCAGGUUCAGCGGCAGGUCGACAAGGUGAAGACGAGGGGAUUGGGCGGCCUGGAGCAAUACGUUAACAUGGUUCCGGGCGGAAGUCAGAUUCUUCCAAAGUUGCAGCUACUGCAGGACGUCGGCCAGAAGCGCGGGAAGGAGGCCGAGCAGCUGCUGAGGGAGACGGGCGACGAGAUCGUGCAGGUGUUGAGCAGGAAGUCGGACAAGGCAAAGCAGCUGCUCGACGAGGCAAAGACGCGGUGA
This is a messenger RNA of Lasiodiplodia theobromae, 1230 nucleotides long. RefSeq lists its product as uncharacterized. NCBI's taxonomy places the organism in Eukaryota, Fungi, Ascomycota, Dothideomycetes, Botryosphaeriales, Botryosphaeriaceae. The record is from RefSeq and is a predicted model, not a curated record. Bases 1 to 1230 code for a protein of 409 amino acids. The transcript has a single exon.